Molecule: messenger RNA, 814 nt
Organism: Vicia villosa (hairy vetch)
Lineage: Eukaryota; Viridiplantae; Streptophyta; Magnoliopsida; Fabales; Fabaceae
Exons: 3
Coding region: 58-660 (200 amino acids)
Molecular function (GO): DNA binding
Source: RefSeq, a predicted model, not a curated record
CAUCACUAACCAACUGAAGGUUACCGAGUUUGAGAUAGCAAACCAAUUUCAUUGAAGAUGUCUUCUUCACCCACUUUGAAAGGAUUUGUGCCACUUGACACCAAUGCUCUUUAUGAUCUCCUUGGAAAAACAGUUGAAGAAAUUGAAGCGGUUGAUAACAAAAUUCCACAUGCAGAACUGUUUCCAGAAAUUAAUGUUGGUAGUACGUCCACCCCAGUUGAAGCUGUCAAUGCAAGUAAAUUGGGCAAAGAUGAAGCAAUGAUGAAUGAAGGGAAUCAGGAAGACGAUGUUGGAGAAUUUGCUGAUACUAAUAGCAACAAUGGAGGGCUGCAGAAAGACAUAUUUUGGGACAAAGAUAUCACCAAGGCAAGGAAGAAGGGAAAUCAAGUUAUGCAUUUUCCAGCAGAAGUGAUAAAAAAGGCUCUUCGUCCGGACAUAACUUCGUGCACUAUGAUGGAUCUCGAGACUGCUGAAUAUUAUGACUGUAAAAUCAUCAAAUCGAACAGGGAGUAUGUGGAAAUGUAUCUUGCAGAAGGAUGGUAUUCAUUUGCAAAAAACAAAAAACUGAAUGUUGGAGAUAAGCUGAUUUUCCACUAUAAUUCAGAGAAAGAAAUUCUGCAUGUCAAGGUGUUCAGAAAAGAUGGAAAGAAGCAAAACUGAAGGGCAGGUUGUCAUCUCUGUUGUUUAUGUUUCAUCUUGUAAUCUGGUUGUUGAAAGGGUAGCCUGUUAUGUUUAGUAUGAAGAUAUAAACAAUGUUCAUCUGUGAUGUUUAUUUCCUUUUCUUUUGUUUAUUAUGUUUGAACUUGAAUGUAUU